AAUGUCAGUUGCUAGCUAAAGCUGAUAUGAUUAUCACAUAGAACUUGCCAAAAAAAAAAAGUACUGCAAAAAAAGGGAAAAAUAGUUGGAUAAAAAACAAUGAUUAUUAAUUUCUCAAAGUUGAGGAAGAGGAGCUUAAGGGGCAGGACUUUAAUUAUAUUAGUAUUAAUUUACAGUAGCUGUGGCGGUGGUUAAUCAUCAAAAGCUCUCUUUUUGAUGCGAGCGUGAGGUAUAUAAAUGGAGGCUCUUUUUUGCCAUUACCCUUUUGCUUUGCACUCUCUUCUUCAUAUACACAUUGUGAAAGGCAGGUUUGUUAUGGAACGAGGAGGGGGUUUGAAGAAACCCCAAAUUGAAUAAAGUGGUUUUGAUUUGAGGGAAAAGCUUGAAUGGAAGGAAGGGGUUCCAAAAGUAGGAGGAUCAGAAAUGGGGUUGGGGGGUUCUGUAACUCUGACUAGGGCUUGAAUGGUUAGUUUGGAAGAGACCAUAGAAAAGAAUCUGCUUGUGGGGUGGUUUGAUAUAUCACUUGUUAAGGAGGGGUGGAUAUGGGUGACAAAGAAAAGUUUGAGUUGGAUAGAAACGAGGAUCCUAUGAGUUAUUCUAGUGGAAUGCACUCGGAUUGGAGAUUUGGGGGUGCAAAUAUUGCAAGUUCUUCUGUAGCUAUGGUUGGCCUGGGGAAUUCUAUGAAUGUCAGCAGAGGGGAUUUGAUUGGUUCUUCUUCAUGUUCCUCUGCUUCAAUGGUGGACUCAUUUGGUCCAAACUACUGGGAAAACCCCACCUGUUCCCAAAACUUGGGAUUUUGUGACAUUAAUGUCCACAACAAUGGGGGUUCUUCAAGCACAGUUGCAAUCAGAAAAGAUGGUUUUGGAUUUGGAAGAGCUGGUCAGGAUCAUCAUGAAACACUUGAAAUGGGUUGGAACCCUGCUAAUUCUAUAUUAUCAAAUGGACCAGGGAUGUUUCCCCACACUUUGUCUCAGUUUCCAACUGAUUCUGGAUUCAUUGAGAGAGCUGCAAGAUUCUCAUGCUUCAGUGGAGGGAAUUUUAGUGAUAUGGUAAACUCAUAUGGGAUUGCUCAAUCCAUGGGGCUGUAUGGAGCAAGAGAUGCUAUUGCAGGCCAUGGGAUGAAAUCAGUAACUGGAGGGCAAUCUCAGGGAGGUGAUAUGAAUGUAGUUGAAGCUACAAAGGAUGUGUCUCCAUCUGUUGAACAUCUUGUUGCUGCUAAAGGAAGCCCUCUCAAGAGUGAUAGAAGAAGUGAAGGCCAUGUUAUAUCCCAAGAUGAAGGGAAGCAAUCUCUUGUUAGGCCCGCUAAUGAGUCUGAUAGAGCUGAAUCUAGUGAUGAUGGUGGUGGUCAGGAUGACUCCCCAAUGUUGGAAGGUACUAGUGGGGAACCUUCUAGCAAAGGACUAAACACAAAGAAAAGGAAAAGAAGUGGACAGGAUGGUGAUAAUGAUAAAGCCAAUGGAGCUCAAGAACUACCUAGUGAAGGUGCAGAGGACAACUAUGAGAAUCAACAGAAGGGAGACCACCAACCAACUUCAACAGCCAAGGCUUCUGGGAAGAAUGCCAAACUGGGGUCUCAAGCUUCUGAUCCACCCAAGGAGGAAUACAUACAUGUUAGAGCUCGCCGGGGUCAAGCAACAAACAGCCAUAGCCUUGCAGAGAGAGUGAGGAGGGAAAAGAUAAGUGAGAGAAUGAAGUUUCUUCAAGAUCUUGUACCUGGAUGCAGCAAGGUCACUGGCAAGGCAGUAAUGCUAGAUGAAAUCAUCAACUAUGUACAGUCACUUCAACGACAGGUUGAGUUUUUGUCUAUGAAACUUGCAACAGUAAAUCCACGGCUGGAUUUUAAUAUUGAAGGACUUCUUGCUAAAGAUAUUCUUCAACAACGGCCUGGUCCUUCAUCCGCACUAGGGUUUCCUCUAGAUAUGUCCAUGGCUUUUCCUCCAUUACAUCCACCUCAACCUGGGCUGAUUCAUCCAGUAAUUCCCAACAUGGCAAACUCAUCUGAUAUCCUUCAAAGAACCAUCCAUCCACAGUUAGCUCCCUUGAAUGGUGGAUUAAAGGAACCAAAUCAGCUGCCUGAUGUAUGGGAGGAUGAACUUCACAAUGUUGUACAGAUGAGCUUUGCAACAACUGCUCCCCUUACUAGCCAAGAUUUUGAUGGUACUGGGCCAGCAAGUCAGAUGAAAGUUGAACUUUGAUCUUUAGUCUUCAUACAUUAAUCUUUGCCACAUCGAGUAUUUUGGCUUUCAUUCUCGUCAGAUGGAAAUAACCAAGCUUAGAGUUUUACACAUGAGUUGCCAAACUUGAAGGCCAUGGUCUCAAUUCCCUGCGAAAUAUGUUUUAGAUGAUGUACUACCGAGUAAGGUUUUGGUGUUUAGGCCUUGGAGGGCAGUCACAUAUCCUUGCAGAAGACUAACUCUAGGUUAGAGGAUGUAGAGCAGUAUUCAUGGAUGUUUCCUUCCUUUUCAAGCGUGAAUAUAUGUAUCAUAUGUUUAGAAGUGGAAGUCUAUUUUAUCAAAAUAGGUUUAUUCACUAAAUAUAUUAUUAAAGAAUGUAAAGACAAGGAUCUCACUGAGUCUGAUCAACCAGGAGAAAUGCUAAAGCAAAUUUUUUAGUUGGACUUAGUAUAGUUUACAAUUACAAAGUGCUAUGAGAACCUGUUCAUGGUUUUGAUUUGAUGCUUGCUAGGUGCUUGCUUGCACAUAUUGUAAUGUUUUUCUGCCCAACAAUUAGCUAUGUUGCAUUCUUUCAUGGAACAAGUUGGGAUUUUAGAUGAUA
Messenger RNA from Glycine soja, 2775 nucleotides. Its product is annotated as transcription factor bHLH49-like. Gene Ontology annotation, cellular component: nucleus. Gene Ontology annotation, biological process: regulation of DNA-templated transcription. The record is from RefSeq and is a predicted model, not a curated record. Bases 543 to 2195 code for a protein of 550 amino acids. Lineage: Eukaryota; Viridiplantae; Streptophyta; Magnoliopsida; Fabales; Fabaceae. Gene Ontology annotation, molecular function: protein dimerization activity; DNA-binding transcription factor activity. The transcript has 11 exons.